Messenger RNA from Lecanosticta acicola, 1653 nucleotides. The record is from the annotation of a GenBank genome assembly. NCBI's taxonomy places the organism in Eukaryota, Fungi, Ascomycota, Dothideomycetes, Mycosphaerellales, Mycosphaerellaceae.
AUGGCAGCCAACGACACCGAGCAAGCCAUCGUCGACUCGGUCCAAAACUACCCACGCCCUGCGGAAGUCGACAAGUUCACAUAUGGCACCGCUGGCUUCCGCACCAAGGGCGACUGGCUGGAUCAUGUCAUGUUCGGCAUGGGCCUGCUCGCUGGUCUUCGAUCUCGCAAGCUCAAUGGCCAAACGAUAGGAGUCAUGAUCACCGCCUCCCACAACAAGGCUGAAGACAACGGCGUGAAGCUGGUCGACCCAAUGGGCGAGAUGUUGGAGCAAGAUUGGGAGAAGUGGGCUACACAUAUUGUCAACGGAGCCACACCCGAGGACACAAUGAAGGCCUAUCGAGAGGUGGUGGAGCAAUUCAAAAUCCCUCAGGACAAGCCAGCACACGUCAUCUAUGCUCGGGAUACGAGACCCUCAGGCGCGCGGCUGGUGAAGGCAUUGGAGGCCGGACUCAAGGCUACCAACGUGGACUAUAAGGACUUUGGCAUCCUCACGACCCCGCAGUUGCAUUACCUCGUUCGCGCUACCAACACCCAGAAUGACAAGAAUCCAUAUGGCGAGAUUUCCGAGGCUGGCUACUACAAGAAGCUGGCUGCUGCCUUCAAGACUGUCAUGAAGAACACAAAGGCGACAAGUCCAGUGACGGUAGACUGUGCGAAUGGUGUGGGUGCUCCAAAAUUGAAGGAGCUCCUCAAAUAUCUACCAUCGGAAGAUGAGACUGGGUUGAGGAUUACGAUCAAGAAUGACGAGAUCGAAAAGGCCGAGGUGCUGAACAAGGACUGUGGUGCCGAUUUUGUCAAGACACAGCAGAAGGUCCCAGCAGGUUUCACUGGCAAGCCUUACGAACGUUGGGCUUCCUUCGACGGGGACGCAGAUCGCAUCGUAUAUUAUUUCAACGAAGAUGGCAGCAUCUUCCGCCUUUUGGACGGAGACCGAAUUGCUACUCUAGCUGCAUCAUUCCUUGGCGAACUAGUUGACAAGUCCGGCUUGUCUGACAAGAUCAAGGUUGGUGUCGUGCAGACUGCGUACGCCAAUGGUGCUAGCUCAAAGUACAUUCAAGAACGCCUCAAGCUCAAGUCCGAGUUCACUCCAACUGGUGUGAAGCAUCUCCACCACGCCGCAGCACGUUACGACAUUGGUGUCUACUUUGAAGCAAAUGGUCAUGGUACCGUUCUGUUCUCCAACAACGCUCUUCGAACGAUUUGGAAGCAGCAACCGGAAUCUCCCGCACAGCUUGAGAGUCUCGAGGCUCUACGCGGUACUACAGACCUCAUCAACCAGACCGUGGGGGAUGCAAUCUCAGACUUCCUGCUCGUCGAGGCAAUUCUCGCCCACAAGGAAUACACGGUCAAGGAGUGGCUAGCCACGUACACUGACAUGCCGAACAAGCUCGCCAAGCAGGUGGUCAAGCGUCGAGACGAUUACAAGACCGUGCCUGGCACAGCCGAGCAGAAGCUUCAAAGUCCAGAAGGCUUACAAGAGUCGAUCGAUGCCGAAGUUGCCAAGUACAAGAACGGCCGCUGCUUCGUACGCGCUUCAGGAACGGAAGAUGCAGUUCGGAUCUAUGGUGAAGCAUCGGAUGCGUACGACGUGGAUCACAUGAUGGAAAAGAUUGCGGGACUGAUUAAGAUCAAGUCUGGUCAGGGCUCUUAG